UGGACUUAUAACUCUCUUGUAUUGGGUACUUACACAGAAGUUGGUUUAGUUAUAAACGAAAGUAGGUGUUUCACAAAAUUUCUCAAUGGGGUGGCCUUUAGUGAAGUCUUUGCUGUGGGCUUUACUACUCUUUGUUCAAAUUUAUGAGCAUAGAGCUUGUAUUGAGGAAGAGAGGGUGAGUCUCCUAGAAUUGAAAGCAUUUCUAAAAUCCCACACUAAUCAUACCGAGCCCCUUCUUCCAACAUGGGUUUAUGAGGCAAAGAGUGAGUGUUGUAGUUGGGAGCAGGUCAACUGUAGCACCACCACUGGUCACGUGAUCAAUCUCACUCUCUCCAAUAUACACCACUAUUCUUUUGUGUGGGAGGAGACUUGGUUCCUAAACAUGUCCCUGUUGCAGCCUUUUAAAGAGCUAAGAAGUCUUGAUAUAUCUCACAACAGAAUUGCUGGUUGGUUGGGAAAUGAAGAAUCUGAUUGCUUGUCUAAACUGAGAAAGCUAACACACUUAAAUUUAGCGUGGAACGACUUCGACAAUAAAAUUUUAAGAUUCUUGGGUGCCCUCCCAGUUCUUAAAUCUUUGGAUUUAAGUUUCAAUAGUCUCCGGCCUCUUUCUAGCAAAGAAUCUGAUUUCUUGUCUAAACUGAGAAAGCUAACACACUUAAAUUUAGCGGAGAACGACUUUGACAAUAAAAUUUUAAGAUCCUUAGGUGCCCUCCCAGUUCUUAAAUCUUUGGAUUUAAGUUGGAAUAAUCUCUGGCCUCUUUCUAGCAAAGAACUGGUUUAUCUAAGCAACUUGGAGGUCCUUAUCUUGCAUUAUUGUAGCCUUAAUGGAAGCCUACCAUUCAAGGAUAUGGCAAAUUUCAGCAAUUUGGAAAUUUUAGAUUUGAGUAGAAAUGAUUUCACUGGAAGCAUUACUCCAUAUAUCGGAGCGUUUUCUUCUCUCAAGGCUAUAUCAUUAUCUUAUAAUAGACUCAAUGGAACUUUAGACACUCCAGAGUUUUGUGCGCUGAAGAAACUUGAAGAGAUAGAGCUUGCUGGUAAUGGCUUCGAAGGGAUGCUUCCUCCAUGCCUAAACAAUUUGACAUCUCUUCGGGACUUAGAUAUAUCUAACAACCAGUUUAGUGGAAAUUUGUCUUCAUCUCCAAUAGCCAGCCUGACAUCCCUUGAGCGCAUUGAUCUGAGUUAUAAUCAUUUUGAAGAAUCAUUCUCAUUCAGCUUGUUUGCUAAUCACUCCAAGCUUAAGGUGAUUCAAUUUUUGAGUGAUAACAACAAACUCGACAUAGAGACUGAGAAUCACAGUUGGGACCCUCUGUUUCAAUUAAAGGGCCUAGUACUGUCUAAUUGUAAUCUCAACAAGCUUACUGGCAACUUUCCUAAGUUUCUCUUAGGCCAACAUGAAUUGGAAGUCAUUGAUAUCUCUUACAGUAAAUUGAAUGGAAGCUUCCCCAUAUGGUUGCUUGAAAACAAUACUAGACUACAAAGGUUAACCCUUCAAGGUAACUCUUUCACGGGCGAGUUUCAUUUGCCAUCAAAUCACUACAUGAAUCUUCGUUGGUUGGAUCUCUCAAACAAUCACUUUGAUGGGAAACUUCAAGAAAAUAUCGGAAAGUGGAUUCCAAAAUUAGAACAUCUAAAUUUAUCCCGAAAUGGAUUUGAAGGUAAUUUUCCAUCCUCAAUAGUUGACAUGAGUAAUUUGCUGAUUUUGGACUUGUCCUUUAAUAAUUUUUUUGGAGAGGUACCAAUGGAUUUGGUUGCCAAUUGCACUUUCUUGCGUAUUUUGAGGUUAUCUAAUAAUAACUUUCACGGUGAAAUUUUCUCAAAGCACCUCAACCUAUCCUUAGCUACUUUAGAAUUGCAAAAUAAUAAUUUCACCGGCACUCUUCCAGUGGUACCCCUAAAGAUCUCGUGGGUCCUAAAUAUUAGCAACAACCACAUGACAGGUGCAAUUCCAAUAUGGAUAGUGACCUAUAGUACAACACCAGGAUCGGUUGUUGAUCUGAGUAACAACUUUUUUGAAGGUCAGAUUCCAUGUGGACUACCUUCAUCUAGUAUAAUAAACCUUUCUCAUAACUUGCUUUCAGGAUUGUUACCUUCUUGCUUGAAUCUACGGUAUGUUAGGCACUUGUUAUUGCAAGGGAACAAACUCACAGGGUCAUUACCAAAAGCUAUUCUCAAUUCAUCAUCUCUUGUGACAUUGGACAUUAGAGAUAAUCGCUUUAUCGGCAGCAUCCCUGAUGAAAUUGAUGGACUUUCCAACUUAAAAGUGCUUUCGUUAAGUGGCAAUCAUUUUAGUGGUGUGAUUUCAAAGCAGUUGUGUCGGUUAAAAAGGAUAGGCAUAAUGGAUCUUUCUAAUAACUCUUUUUCAGGGACAAUACCAUAUUGCUUUAACAACAUAUCCUUUGGGAAGCUAGCUGAUGAUACCGAAAAAUCGUCAGUGAGCUACACGGGCUAUUUUCUUUGGAUUGACUCUUUUAUCCUAUCAUAUAACUCUCUUCUAAAUGGGGAUCUUCCAAUUCAAGCGCCAUCUGGGUUAUUCUAUGUACAAGUUAAGAUUGAGAUUGUGACGAAAUAUAGGCUUGAUUUGUACCGGGGUCGCAUCCUUGAUAUGAUGUCUGUAUUGGAUUUGUCAUUAAACAAGCUAAUAGGUGAAAUCCCGCCAAAACUAGGACAGUUAUCUUCCAUUCGUGGACUAAACUUGUCUCAUAAUCACUUGACAGGUCCUAUUCCAAAAACUUUCUCAAAUUUGACUUUGUUAGAGAGCUUAGAUCUUUCUCAUAACAAUUUGAGUGGGGAAAUUCCUUCAACAUUGAUUGAUUUGAACUCCCUGGAAAUUUUCGAUGUGUCUCACAAUAACCUAUCAGGUAAACUUCCAGAUUUUAAAGCACAAUUUGGAACAUUUGAAAAUAGUAGCUAUGAAGGAAAUCCAUUUCUUUGCGGUCCACCACUACAGAAAAGUUGCACUGAGCAAGAUGAGUCACCUCAAUCACCACAAAAAUCUUCAAAGGCAAGUGGGGGAAAACGUUAUGAAGCUGAUCUUCUGUUCUUCUAUGCAAGUUUUUGGGUAUCAUACAUUAUUUUCUUUUUGGGUGUGAUCAGUAUUCUUUAUAUUAAUCCUCAUUGGCGGCAACGAUGCUUUAACUUGGUUGAGGAUCGAAUGUACUGGUGUUACCAUUUUGCUCUAAAUUCUCUAAAGCUGCUAAACCGUACGUGUCAUUAGAUGUACUCUAUUUACAUAGAAAUCGUUGGUGAUAGUAUUGAUAAAUACCUUUGUGUAUGUGUAUGUUUGGUUAUGAAUAAUAGUUAUCAUGCUCUAUUAUGGAGGAGUUCA
Molecule: messenger RNA, 3325 nt
Organism: Quercus robur (English oak)
Lineage: Eukaryota; Viridiplantae; Streptophyta; Magnoliopsida; Fagales; Fagaceae
Product: receptor-like protein 15
Exons: 7
Coding region: 86-3214 (1042 amino acids)
Molecular function (GO): protein binding
Source: RefSeq, a predicted model, not a curated record